GCAGAAUUUUGUUUUGAUGCAUUCAAAGAGCUGAAAGUCCACCAUGCCAACGACAACAUCUUUUAUUCCCCUCUGAGCAUCAUUUCAGCCCUGGCGAUGGUCUAUCUGGGAGCAAGAGGUAACACUCAAUCUCAGAUGGAGAAGGUAAGUUACUUACAUUGGUGUAAAGAAUACUUAGAGUGUGCAAAGAAAUUCUACAAAGCAGGGCUGGAAGAAGUUAACUUCAAAACAGCUACAGAGGAAGCAAGACAGCUUAUUAAUUCCUGGGUGGAGAAAGAGACAAAUGGACGGAUCCAAGAUUUCCUUGUGUCAGGCUCUGUUGAUGUCAAUACUGUGCUGGUCCUUGUGAAUGCCAUUUACUUCAAAGGGGUAUGGAAGACGGCAUUUAAAGAAGACGACACUCGGGAAGUGCCCUUCAAUGUGACAGAG
This is a messenger RNA of Haliaeetus leucocephalus (bald eagle), 429 nucleotides long. Its product is annotated as ovalbumin-related protein Y-like. Gene Ontology annotation, biological process: negative regulation of endopeptidase activity. The annotation marks the transcript as partial. The transcript is spliced from 3 exons. Gene Ontology annotation, molecular function: serine-type endopeptidase inhibitor activity. The record is from RefSeq and is a predicted model, not a curated record. Lineage: Eukaryota; Metazoa; Chordata; Aves; Accipitriformes; Accipitridae.